Messenger RNA from Nicrophorus vespilloides, 2124 nucleotides. RefSeq names its product nuclear RNA export factor 1. The transcript is spliced from 8 exons. The record is from RefSeq and is a predicted model, not a curated record. Gene Ontology annotation, biological process: poly(A)+ mRNA export from nucleus. Lineage: Eukaryota; Metazoa; Arthropoda; Insecta; Coleoptera; Silphidae. Gene Ontology annotation, cellular component: cytoplasm; nucleus. Bases 116 to 2002 code for a protein of 628 amino acids. Gene Ontology annotation, molecular function: RNA binding; protein binding.
GUUUUCAUUUGACAAGGAGCAGGCAGGUCAAGUUUUGCUGCGCAUUUGCACUUCAUCAAAUUCCACAAAUUUCGUGUGCAAACCAGUUGUGAUUUUUAAAGAUUUGACUGCGGAAAUGCCUAAACCAAAUGGUAAAAAGGGUGGCGGCGGUGGCUGGAGGAAUCAGUACAAUGAGCCAGACUUUCGAAGCAGCGAGUCGACGAGACGCGUCAGCUUCAAGUCGAGCAGAGGCGGAAAUCCCACGCAGAGGGACAACUCGAAAAAGGAUUGGGCGAACUCGUUGAAGUCUCACUUCGAGGAUGAGGACAUCGACAUGGGGAGCAGCCUCAACGGGGCCAGAUACAACAACAAGAAGUUCUCCAAGGGUGGCAAGAGGAUGACCCGUGGUGGAUCACCUGCUCCUGCUCGUGGCAGGGUCAAGAGGAAGUUGAUGCACGGGCCCAUAACCUGGUACUCUGUUUAUAUGCCACAUGGAAAUAGAUACGAGAGACAUGUUAUUGAACAGAUGCUGAUGCAACAUAUAGCUCCGCUGCCACUGAUCCCAAUCAACUGGACGGCGAGCGGAACAAUGGUGACUUUCUAUGUGGACGAUCCGAAGGUCGCGGAUAAGCUCAACGAUCUGAACCAAGAGAUUCAGAUGGCCGAUGGAUUUAAACUGAUGAUGCGCGUGAUGAACCGUAUGCCGAACGUGGAGAUUAGCCUGAAGCUGAAGGAUCGCAUGAAAUUGGCGAUGAUGAAGCGUUACAAUCCGACGACGAAGGCGCUCGACCUGACCCGUUUCCACAUCGAUCCCGUCCUCCAAGAACUGUUCUGCGCCCUGGCCAAGCAUCAGAUCUGUCGGCAGGCGCUGGAGAUCAUCUCCGAGAAUAUAAGGGACCUGGAGGCGCUCAAUUUGAGCAACAACAACAUACACAUGCUGAUUCCGCUCAAGGAUAUGACCACGCUGCUUCCGAAUCUCAAGGUCUUGCACAUCGGGCACAAUAAGUUGAGGGAUAUCGCGCAGCUGGACAGUCUUAAAGGAUUGGGCGUCGUGGAUCUGCUGCUCGACGGUAACCCACUCUGCGACAAAUUCAAAGACCAAACCGCUUAUAUCAGCGAAGUCCGCAAGAGGCUGCCGAAGGUCGUCAAACUGGAUGGUAUUGAUUUGCCGCCGCCGAUCUCUUUCGAUAUCGAGGACGAUGUUGCGAGACUUCCACCCAGCAAGCAGACGUUCCUGUGCUGCGCGGAAGGUCAAGCAAUAAUGAGGAAAUUCAUGGAGCAGUACUUCAUCAUCUUCGAUUCGGAUUCGCGCAAACCGCUGCUGCAGGCGUACCACGAGAACGCGUUGCUCUCUAUGACGAUGGCCUAUCCGUACGGACAGAACUCGAGGAAUCCCCCGUUUCUGACGUGGUACGCGACGGAUAACAGGAACCUGCAGCGCGUCACCGACAGCGAACGUCGCGCCAAAAUGCUGAAGCACGGCAACCUGCAGAUCGUCACCUUCCUGGACGAGAUGCCGCACACCAAGCACGACAUGAACAGUUUCACGGUCGAUCUCAGCCUAUUCACUCCACAAUUGCUUCUGGUGACGGUGACGGGCAUCUUCAAGGAGCCGGCGAAGCAGAGACCUCCGCUCCGUUACUUUGUGCGCACCUUCGUGAUCGUGCCCUCGGGCAGCGGUUACUGCAUCGUCAACGAGGAGGUGCACAUCAGCAACGCCACCGAGGCGCAGAUCAAGGAAGCCUUCAAGACUCCGACCGUGGAGAUCGUACCGCCGACGCCCGCGACCUCGCCCAACCUGAACACGAGCGGCGGUGGUGGCGGUCCUUCCUCGUCGGCAGUUCCCGUCCCAGACGAUGCGGUCAAGCAGCAGAUGAUACAGGCGAUGCAGCGCGACUCCGGCAUGAACCCGGAGUGGUCUCGAAAAUGUCUGGAAGACACGAACUGGGAUUAUCAGAUGGCGGGCGCUGUCUUCACCGAGGCCAAGAACAAGGGUCUCAUUCCGCAGGAAGCGUUCGUAUGAUCGCACAUCUCUCUCUUUCCUACACCGAGAACCGUUCGAUCGUCGCCAUAGAUUAUUGAGAGGAUAUCAAAAAUAAUGUGUUACAUAUAUUAUAUUAAGUUAGUUUUCGAUUGAUUGAUUGA